AGAAUCUCCUGUGUUCAUCCUUUGAGCUGCAGAACGAGGUUGGCGGUUACUUCACUGGGAUCGUCUACGACCUCUCGACUAUCUCCCCAAUAUCAAAUCUUAUUCUCAUUCCACUACUACUCCUCCUACGAUUUCUUCCGCAUCUAUCGGUGUAUGCCGAUUGAGUCGAUCUCCAACCACUAAGGCGCGCAGCGCUCUUCGGGCCUGCGUAACACUUAAAACUCGACCACGACCCUCCUCCCGUCACCACCUACGACCCCUCCUCUACGACAACACACCCCUCCUCUGUCAAGAUGAAGAACGGGAAAGGUUCUCGCGGCCGCUCGGGUGCUUCAGAUCGCGGGGGCAUCCGCAAGCGGGGUGCUACUGCUCGGGUCGAUCGGGAAGGUGAUCUGAUGAUGGACGCAGGCUCGACGCGGAACCGCGGGAAGAAGGCUCGUGGCGAUUCUGGUCGUUCGAGCGGGGCAGGGCGGACGCAGGCAGCGAACAAAGCCAUGGAUGCGAUCCAGAAGGCCAUCUCCAGCAACACAGACUCGCAAGCGAACAUCCGACAGGGAGGACGAGGCAGUGGUCUGGAACAGGUUAUCGUCCGUGGCUGGAAGCAAAGCAAGGCCGCUUCUAACCGCGAUGGUGGUCUCGAAUCUCUCAUCGCAUUUCUCGAAAAGAAACUUAGCUCACCCGACUCGAAAGCUGGCACACGCGCAAGGAUAACAAAGUCGCGGGUCGAAGGCGACGCGCUUAUCGUCUCUAUCCGACCGGAGUUGUUGGAUAGGAUGCUUCAGAUCAAUGGGUUUAGCUUUGCAGGUGCCCCUCUGACGACGGAAAAGUAUGACCGGUCUAUGAGUGGCAUGUUGGAUCAGCCUAUGCUGUCCGGCGUGGCGCAGAAUGGCAGCUCGUCCUCGGCCGCCGAGACCAAGGCUAAAAUGACGACGAUUCUGGGCAGACGUUAUACCCAACAGACGAAACUACUCGACCUCUCAAAGUUGGGAACUGAUCCGGAUCUAUUAUCUAUGGGAAUCUUUGGCAGCACCUCCACCGAGUCGAAGUUCUUCCCGGCGCUCAUGAAGGUCUGGGAGUUAAACUUCGACAAUGCCACGGCGCGCCGAGAGGCAGUGGAAAGUGUCAGCCUUGCACACAAUCAACUGGCCAACAUUACGGCCGUGACGACAUUAGCGCAGACGAUCCCGGAUUUGAAGAAUCUCGACCUUUCGAAUAACGAUUUCAAAGAUGCCCAGUCGUUGAUUGGAUGGCGUUGGAAGUUCCGGAACCUCGAAUUUCUCGACCUAUCAAACACUCCGUUCAGCGCCGAUCCCACAUUCAAGGAUACAAUGUUGAAGUGGUAUCCCAAGCUCCGGUUUUUGAAUAAUGUCGAAGUUCGAACCGCCGAGGAACUGGCGGCGCAGAAGAAGACGCCGAUUCCUGUUCAGGCGCCGUACUUCCAGGACGAGGGUCAAAUUGCAGAGAACUUCGUCCGGGCUUUCUUUGCGGGCUAUGACAACGACCGCAGCGACUUGCUCAGUGGCGUCUACGACAAUCAUUCCACGUUCACGCUCAAUGUGAACACAUCGGCUCCCAGGGCCCAACAAACAGAGCCUGCGCCCUGGGAUCCGUAUAUCAAGAAGAGUAGGAACCUGCUCAAGAUUAGCCAUCUCCCUGCACGGAUGUCACGCACAUACACCGGUGUGGAGAAAAUCCGCGAUUUGUGGACCAGCCUUCCUGCCACAAGGCAUCCCGACAUCGCCGCGCACCCCGAGGAGUGGCUUAUUGAAUGCUACCCAAUCCCGGGGCUUCCUGAUGCCUCCGGACAAAGCACCACAGGUGUUGGUGGGCUUCUCAUCAUGGUGCAUGGGAAGUUUGACGAAAUCAAUGGAACCAAGGUUGAAACCCGGAGUUUCGACCGAACCUUCAUUCUCGGACCCGGUGGUGGUAUGGGCGGGAUCAGGGUCAUCAGUGAUAUCCUCUGCCUGCGGGCCUAUGGUGGACAUGAAGCAUGGGCCCCGGAGGGCCUGCCAGCUGUACCUCAAGCAGCUCCUCCUGUUGCACCUCAGGCAGCGCCUCAAACAGUGGCAGUGCCAGGCGCUCCCGAAGGCUACGGCAUGCCGGCGCCUGGAAAAGCGGACACGCAAGUACAACAAGAACAGCUGGUGCUCCAGAUGAGCUCCACCACUCGGAUGACACUCCAAUACUCCGAGAUGGCCUUGUCUGGAAAUGGCUGGAACAUGGAGGCUGCCUUGAAGAACUUUGGGGAACUUAAGGCACAGGGAACGCUGCCUCCGGAAGCUUUCCUACCUGCAGUUUAGUCGGACAAGGGAGGACAAGGACGGACAAGGGGGAGACAAAGGAGAUAGAUUAAUGGACCAAACGGGAACAUUCGUGAACGACUCGCUUCGUGUCGACCCGAUUUGGUCUUCGCAUACUCGGAUUUCGUGCCGGGGGGGGGUAUCUGGUGGUGUUUGAUUGGAGUACUUUUCUAUUGUUGUGUUGUUUGCUAUGCAUGGCUUGGGCGAAUUGCUUUAGGGCUUGCGACUUUUUCAGAACCUCUCUUUGAUGUACAAUAAAAGACCGCGACGACUUUGAUGUCCAUAUAGAUGCGAGACUUGCGCUGUACAGGGACCACCUCAAGAUAACAAACAAAAAGUGGGGCGGACGCCCCAGGAUUGCUGCCUG
Messenger RNA from Aspergillus ibericus CBS 121593, 2667 nucleotides. RefSeq names its product mRNA export factor mexA. The transcript is spliced from 3 exons. Bases 294 to 2300 code for a protein of 668 amino acids. Gene Ontology annotation, cellular component: nucleus. Gene Ontology annotation, biological process: poly(A)+ mRNA export from nucleus. NCBI's taxonomy places the organism in Eukaryota, Fungi, Ascomycota, Eurotiomycetes, Eurotiales, Aspergillaceae. Gene Ontology annotation, molecular function: protein binding; RNA binding. The record is from RefSeq and is a predicted model, not a curated record.